This is a messenger RNA of Penicillium atrosanguineum, 1416 nucleotides long. RefSeq names its product ferritin-like domain-containing protein. NCBI's taxonomy places the organism in Eukaryota, Fungi, Ascomycota, Eurotiomycetes, Eurotiales, Aspergillaceae. The record is from RefSeq and is a predicted model, not a curated record. The transcript has 2 exons. Bases 1 to 1416 code for a protein of 471 amino acids.
AUGACGUGGAACUAUGUGUUGAUACUGAGCGCGCUGGCCUCGUUGCCCUUCGCCUCUGCAUCUCCAGUGGAUGCUCGUCAGGCCCCUCCCUUUUCGACAUCGGUCUCUACCAUCUCGGGGCCACCUACCCAUACCUUUCCUACUUCCCAGCCGCACACCCCAUUCUCUGGAACCCCAUCGACUACUGGAGCUCUGACUGCCACCUCAGUUGGAACGGGUAUCGUUGAGGCAUCCGCGAUUUCCCCCGCGGAAACGACCUACCACGCUGAUGGCAAGCUUCACAAUGCUGAACCUGCUCCGUAUGUCCCAGCGGGAGGAGUUGGCACCAAUGGAUCAAUUCCUGUUUAUAACGCCAAGAGUGACUUUGAUUAUGAGUCUUUGGCUCUCGCUCUAUAUCAAGAAUGGAUUGAGCUGGACCUGUUCAAUGAUGGACUGAGACGCUUUUCUGCUCAAGAUUUCAAGGACGCUGGUCUAAACGCAGCCGACCGUGACCUAAUUGCUUUUAUGGCCGAGCAAGAGGUUGGACACGCGACCCUGAUUAGCAACAUGCUCGGUGCCCAAGCUCCUCAACAGUGCCAGUACAACUAUCCGUACACCAAUGUUAAGGAGUUCCUCGAUUUCUGCCAGAAGUUGACCCGCUUCGGCGAAUCCGGUGUCUAUGGGUUCUUGGCCCACUUAGAUUCGAGAGAGGCUGCUACACUUCUUACUCAAUCCAUCACUACCGAGGCGCGGCAGCAGAUGAUUUUCCGCCAAUUCCAAGGUCUCUUCCCUAUGCCAGUGUGGUUUGAGGUCGGUGUGCCACAGUCCUGGGCAUGGACUUUGCUGGCUCCGUAUAUCAGUUCAUGUCCCAUCAACCAGACUCGACUGGUGUGGCAAAAUUUCCCUGCCUUGAGAAUUCUCAACCAGCCUAGUCUUUCUGGUGCCAACGCGAGCAACGCGAGCAACGCAACUGGGUUGAACAGUACUAUGGGAGGAGGCAACACUCUGGGACCUGGCGUGAACGUGGCAAAGGCCGGUUCAUCAAACUCUACCAGCUGGAACAGUGACGCUGGAGCACUUGUUACACCUAACAAAUACACACCUCUCUCGUUCCCUGGCCGCUCGGUCGCUCUGCAGUGGGGGACCCCUGGCAAGCCGGUCGGCCCAAACAACAGUUAUGUGACAUCUACCCAGGCUGGUAGUCCCAAAUAUGUCGCUUGGGUGUCGCAGCUGAACGUGACCUACACGCCUUUGAACGUUUCCGGUAACCGUGGCUAUACCACCCAACCUGACUUGGAGACCUUCCAAGGUGAUCCUGCAAUUAACGGCACUAUGUUCAUCGCCAUUACCGACUCUGACCCAUUCUUAACACCGUUCAAUCUGAGCAUGAUCAAUCCACACGUUGUUGCUGGACCCGCUCUGUACCAGGCCGGAUAA